This is a messenger RNA of Cucurbitaria berberidis CBS 394.84, 2348 nucleotides long. RefSeq names its product HET-domain-containing protein. Lineage: Eukaryota; Fungi; Ascomycota; Dothideomycetes; Pleosporales; Cucurbitariaceae. The coding region runs from base 210 to 2021 and encodes 603 amino acids. The transcript has a single exon. The record is from RefSeq and is a predicted model, not a curated record.
CAAGCACACAAGUUCUGCACUCCACUAUGUUAACAAGAUAACAGUCGAUUAUUGCGUCGUUGAUAACGUUAUCUCUCCGGCCUAAGACACGACACAUGUGUGCCUCGCCCUACGACCUGUCAGCUUUUCAGCCCUCUCCCAUCGCCAACGCAGCCUUCUUUUCAAUCUGAGCACAGGAAUUUCCUGUGUUUUCCAUAUUGCUAGCGACCAUGCGCCUCUUGCAUUCCACCACCUUCGAAUUCGAGGUCUUUCACGAUGACCAAAUCCCACCAUACGCCAUUCUCUCCCACACGUGGGGCGAGGAGGAGGUUAGCUACCAGGAAAUGUGGUUCCUGCAAAAGCUCGUUGCAUUGCCCGACCAUUUGAGGCAGAACCAUGCCUUUGUCGCUGCUCUAGAGGCCGCCGCUGGGCAUAACAUUUCCACAAAUGUGAGAGAGUCCAUGGGUGACCGUGCCGGGUACAAGAAGAUUGAGCAAACUGCCAAGUUGGCGAAAGAAAAGAAGUUGGAUUACUUCUGGGUCGAUACAUGUUGUAUUGAUAAGAGCAGUAGCGCAGAGCUGCAGCAAGCGAUCAACUCGAUGUACCAAUGGUAUAAUAGGUCGAGUUUCUGCAUCGUAUACCUUGAAGAUGCAAGAACUGUCGUUUAUGAUCAGAGAGACGGAGAUUACUUGUAUAAGGUUCUGAAAGAGUCGAGGUGGGUCACUAGGGGCUGGACAUUACAAGAGCUUAUCGCACCAUUCUUGGUCAACUUUUAUGACCAAGAAUGGAAUCAUAUCUUCGACAAACAUAACUUCAGCAGCACUAUUUGCGCUAUAACUGGAAUACCCACGUACGUUUUGUCAAGCGGUGACUUGAGCCAAGCUUCAGUUGCACAAAAAAUGUCCUGGGCGGCUCAUCGGAAGACUACUCGCAAGGAAGACAUGGCUUAUAGCCUGAUGGGUAUUUUUGCGAUACACAUGGCCAUGUUGAAUGGAGAAGGAGACAACGCAUUCAGGCGACUGCAAGAAGAAAUCAUGAGGACGUCCUCGGAUGACUCAAUAUUCGCGUGGAGGGCACUGCAGGGAUCUCCGUCAGGCUUCCGGGGCUUACUGGCAAGAUCGCCUCGUGAGUUCCAGAACUCUCAACAUAUUGUAUGCGGCGAACAUAAUCAUAUUGCAUACGCAACUUUAAAUUUAGGGUUGCGCAUCGAAACAUGUAUUCAGCCUGUUCCAAGGAAAGGAAUGAGUCGUAUCUGGGACAAGUCGCUUUAUCUCUGCAUGCUGAAUGCUGAAUUUCCAACUGGGAAGAAAGUCGCAUUGCUACUGCAACAGUUAGAGUCGCUAAAGUAUACAAGAGUGCAGGCAAACGCUUGCUGGGAUUGGACCACAUUGCAGGACAAUCCCACCACGCUCUACAUCGAGCACACGCCCCAGAUCCCACGGAAUUUCAGGAGCUCUGCAAUGCAUUGCUUUCAUCUUAAGCGAAGCAGUAGCAAAGAAAGUGUCUCUCUAUACCAGAUCGAUUGUGUCCGACCAUACGAUUUGUGGGAUGGGAAACACCAGGAACUGUUGAUCCCAGAAUAUGACACGCCGUAUGGAGACACUGAAAGAUUUUCUCAGCACGAUUUUGCCAUUUCGAAGGGUAGAAAACACUUCAUUGGCAUUAUAUGGCUAAGUUGUGUCAAUUCUUUCCUUCGCACUUUAAUCCAGGUUCUAGUAGGCUAUGAUCGUUCGACUGGUCGGGUCUGGUGUAGAGCAUUGUAUUCUGGAUCACAACAUGGGCCCUGGCCUAAUCUUCAUGCUCCUACAAAAGACUGGCGGGCUGCACUCCAUCACUUUGGUGACUUUCAAGACUGUGGAUCACACGACGAGAUCGAUUUAUCGACUUUGUCGGGAAAACCUGGAACUGAAGAAAAUAUCAAUGUGAAGAUCAAUCCCGGCCUGCAUUGCGGCUUAAUUUCUCACAUCGUUGAGAUCGAUGGCUUGUCAUACUACCCCCAUGGAAUGGGCGCACCGGUGUUACGAGCGCAAAGCAAUCUUUAGUAGAAUCGUGAUAAAAUAAACGCCAACUUCAUCUCUCAGGCUUGCAAUAGCACAAAAAUUACUCGGUGUCUACUGAGCAAGGUUUGAGAGAAGAAUAAGUUGUAAAGCUCGGAGAGCUCUCUGCAAAUCGUAAAAGCGGUGUUGCAAUAAAAUGAACGGUACGGUACCGCACGCAAAACCUGGUCGCAGGUCUGUAAACCACCAUAGAACGAUAUAUGUACGCGUUGCAAACCGAAAUGUGGGAUAGCUUUGCGCUUAUUGGCUACUUAGCAAUCGAUUUCAUUUGACCGGUUGUUGCGGUAUCCUGGCAUACAAUCUGGAAACCCG